Messenger RNA from Spodoptera litura, 4475 nucleotides. NCBI's taxonomy places the organism in Eukaryota, Metazoa, Arthropoda, Insecta, Lepidoptera, Noctuidae. The record is from RefSeq and is a predicted model, not a curated record.
UCGGUCAAUUGGGGGUACUUUGAUAACAUUAAUUAUUGUAUGUGUGCGGCAGCCAGUCUGCGAAUAUACGCCUUGUAGCUAAGUCGUUGUUUGAUUACGAUUCCGAUAUUUCUCAGUGGCGACGAUCAGUAUCGAAUCACACGCGAAAAAUAGUGUUAGCUUGCUAAAAUGUCGAUCGGAAAGAUUGCGGAAUUCAAAGUGCAUAAUGACGAUUGGAGAUUAUACGUGGAACGCUUAGAACAAUAUUUCUUAGUGAACAAAAUACCGGAUAACUUACAAGUACCGACAUUGAUAACGGUGAUGGGAGCUGAAUCCUACGAACUUUUAGUUAAUUUGUGUACGCCGGAGAAGCCUAAAAGCAAAACAUUCACGCAGAUCACGGAAAUUAUGGAAAAACACCUACAACCCAAACCUAGUGAAUUGGCCGAACGUUAUAAAUUUCGACACAGAAAACAAAAAGAGGGUGAAUCUAUAUCGGAAUACACCGCGGUUUUGAAAAAAAUGUCUAAGACCUGCGAAUUCGGUUCCUCACUCGAAGAAAGUUUAAGAGAUCAGUUAGUUUGUGGCAUAACUAAUGAAAAUAUACGACAGCGGUUAUUUGCCGAAAGUAAGCUGGACUUCGGCAAGGCGUAUAAGUUAGCAGUUAGUAUGGAGGCGGCAGAGAAAGACGCGGCAGAGGUGGUUGGACAUGGAGGGUCGGCCAGCGAGACGGCGGCGGCAGCAUCAGUGACGUGUCAAGCGAUGUUGACAACGGGGGCAUCACGGCGGAGUGGCGCAGCGCCGGCUACACGCGGUGCGCGUGACGUCAGCGGAGUGGCGCGGGAGGCCGCUGCGCAGACUGCGAGGCGGCGAGCGCCGCGCGCAUCGGCAGCGCCCGCGCCCGCUCGGCUGGGUGAGCGUGCGCAGCAGCAGUGUCACGUGUGCGGUGCGAGUCACGACGCAGCCACGUGCAAGUUUGUGCGUUACGUGUGUAGGGUGUGUAAUCGACCAGGACAUCUGCGACGCGUGUGCCCGAAUUUAACAGGACACUUCAACGUAGACAUUGAUCCAAGUAAGGAUGAUCAUGGAAGUGAAAGUACGGAGAGUGACGAGGUAAUUUUUAUUGAUGUUUGUAAAUUAUCUGCUAUAGAAUGUAAACCCAUGUAUCUAGAAUUAAACGUUAGCGGUAAAAACAUUAAAAUGGAAUGUGACACCGGUAGUGCUAUCUCAUGCAUAAGCCAUGAAUGUUACAUGAGAUUAUUUAAUGAUUUAUGUCUUAAACCCUGCCAGCUAACACUUAGGUAUUAUACGGGGGAGUCAGUCAAACCACUAGGAGUUAUAACGCCAACAGUAAGGUACAAAGAUACAUGCAAGACGUUGGAAUUAUUUGUUGUGGAGAAUGGGAAAACCAUUCUUUUAGGACGGCAAUGGAUGGCCGAAUUAAAAAUAAAAUUACCUAUUGUAAAUUACGAGUGUAAUAAUGUGACUAUGUUCAGAGAUGACGUUUUCGACCUGUCUGCUUUCAGUUCCAAAUAUUGUGAGGUGUUCGCGGACGGUCUGGGCCGGUUCACCGGUGGCAAGGUGAGCGUUCACGUGCGGCCGGGCGCGCGGCCCGUGUUCAUGCGCGCGCGCCCUUUGGCAUACGCGCUGCGUGAACCGGUGGAGCGCGCGCUGACCCAGCUGCAGCUCGACGGCAUUCUCUCGCCGGUGGAGCGCUCGGACUGGGCGACUCCGAUCGUACCGGUCGUCAAGAAGGACGGUAACAUUAGGAUUUGUGCUGAUUACAAAUUAACUAUCAAUAAAGUCAUAGAAGUUGACCGAUAUCCGCUGCCUAGGGUAGAGGAGCUGCUGCUUCAGUUGAGGGGUGGUGAACAUUUUAGUAAAAUUGAUUUAUCACAGGCCUACGCACAAUUUGAACUAGAUGACACUAAGAAAUAUACCGUGAUAAAUACCCAUAAGGGUUUAUUUAUGUAUAACAGGCUAGUGUAUGGCCUAUCGUCGAGUCCGGGUAUUUUUCAAAGACGAUUAGAGCAGCUGUUUAAAGAUAUACCUCAAGUAGGUGUUUUCUUGGAUGACAUCAUAAUCACAGGGGCUUCUAAGGAAGCUCACUUGCGAAAUUUAUGCCAGGUGUUUGAUCGAUUAAAAAAGUACGGCUUGAGGGUAAAGAAAGAAAAGUGUGUAUUCUUUGCGGAGUCAGUUAGUUAUUUAGGGCACACCAUUAGUAAAAAUGGUGUUCACACGUGUCCCGAUAAGGUUAAAGCCAUAAUCAAAACACCCGCGCCUACUAAUGUCAGCGAGCUCAGAGCAUUCAUUGGAAUGGUUAUGUACUACGGCAAGUUCGUGAAGAAUGUUAGUACAGUUCUAGCACCGCUAUAUAACUUGCUUAGAGUGGGUGUUCAGUUCAGUUGGAGUAAAGAGUGUCAAGAUGCGUUUACCAAGGUUAAAAAUUUAUUAGCAAGUAGUGACGUUUUAAUGCACUAUACACCGGAGUUGCCUGUAAUUUUGACGACUGAUGCAAGCAGCGUGGGUAUAGGCGCGGUGAUAUCGCACGCGAGCGCGCACGGCGAGCGGCCGGUGGCGUACGCGUCGCGCUCGCUGACGCAAGCCGAGCGCGGUUACUCACAAAUAGACAGAGAGGCGCUCGCUAUUGUUUUUGGGAUUAGGAAAUUUCAUCAGUACUUGUAUGGGCGCAAGUUUAUAUUGCGAACGGAUCAUAAGCCUUUAACUUACAUUUUUGGAAAUAAAGCAGGGAUCCCGGUAAUGGCCGCAUCCAGACUACAACGCUGGGCGGUGUUAUUGGCAGGUUACUCCUAUGACAUUGAGUAUGUGUCAUCAAGUAAGAACUGUGCGGAUGCGUUGUCACGAUUGCCAUGUACAGAAGUUAAUAAUUUAGGAGUACGGAACGAUAACACUUAUGUUAAUUUUGUAGAAGAUUUUUUACCUAUUACCAGCAAAGAUGUUAAAGAAGCUACAGCUCGUGAUAAGGUCCUAAGUAGAAUUUUAACGUAUACCCAAUCUGGUUGGCCUACAACUUGUUCAGAUGAAUUGAUUCAACCCUAUUUUAGAAGACGUAAUGAACUAUACACGGAAUGCGGGUGCUUAAUGUGGGGUUACCGUAUGGUCGUACCACUUUCAUUACAAUAUAAAGUUUUAAAACAACUUCACAGUAGUCACAUGGGGAUAGUGAAGACAAAGAGUCUAGCUCGUAGCUACGUGUGGUGGCCUAACAUAGAUGCUGCAGUGGAGGAGAUGUGCAAGCAGUGUGAGACUUGUGCGGCGGAGGCGGACGCUCCCCACCGGGCUCCAAUACAGCCGUGGCCUUACCACACGCGUCCCUGGACGAGGCUACACGUUGAUUUUCUAGGUCCGUACAAAGGUUUAACGUUUUUCGUUUUAAUUGAUUCUUCUUCCAAGUGGAUAGAAGUUUUUGAGAUGAAAGGUACUAACGCAUCUAAGGUUAUAAAAGUAUUAAGAUCUACAUUCGCCAGAUUCGGCCUACCAGAAGAAUUAGUUUCGGAUCAAGGCCCACCAUUUACCAGUACUGAAUUUAAAAAUUUUCUUAAGAAUAAUGGUAUAAAACAGUAUUUUUCACCGGCUUACCACCCAUCCUCAAACGGGGCAGCAGAGAACGCAGUAAAGUUAUGUAAACGAGCUAUCAAGAAGGCUUUUAGAGACCAGACAGAUAUUGAUACGGCUUUACAAACUUUUCUUUUAGCUUAUCGCAAUACAGUGCACGGUACCACCGGGGAAACCCCAGCCAUGCUUUUACAGAGACGGACGUUACGGUCGAGACUAGAUCUGUUGCGUAGUGAUCGUGUCAUUGAAAACAGAGUACGAGAAGCACAGGCGCGUCAAGUAGAAUACGCGGGUGGAACUCCUCGUAAAUUUACAGAGGGGGACUCAAUUUGGGCACGGGAGUACGGCUCUGGUGAUAAAUGGGUGAAAGGCACUGUACGCGGGGUGGACAGUUUACGUAGGUAUUCAGUAGUGGCGGAUAGCGGUCAAACUUACAAAAGACACAUUGAUCAAAUGCGUCGUAGAUCCCGAUUUUCCGAUGUUACCUGUCCGGGAGGAGAUGAUGAGAGUCAGCGGGGUGAAGGGAAUGUUGUCGAGCCUUUAAGCAAGGGUUCAGAGGAAGUAACUCUGCCAGAAACAGAGACUGUAAAUACUAACCAGGGCGAACAAGAAGGUGUUCCUUCUGAACACUCCUCACCUAAACUACCAUCGCCAUCUGUGCCACCGGUGAGUCGUUAUUCCAGGCGGACACGGAAACCGGUAGAUAGAUUUAGAGUAGAAUAAGUUAGUUCAUAAGAAUGCCUAGUUAAGUUAGCCUAAGAAUACUUAGUUAAGUUAUCAACUCUUGUAAAUUAGUUAAUAAGAGAUUUAAUUCUAGAUUAGCGGUGGAGGUGUGAUGUCGGUCAAUUGUGGGUACUUUGAUAACAUUAAUUAUUGUAUGUGUGCGGCAGCCAGUCUGCGAAUAUACGCCUUGUAGCUAA